AUGUUCUCCAAGCUUCACCACCCCCACCACCUACAGCACCAAACCCAGCAACACCACCAAACCCAAACCCAAACCCAGCACCACCACUUCCCAAACCCAUUCCAAGCCAUCACCACCCAUCGCGAAUGCCAAACUUCCGAGGAAGAAGACACCAGCCGCACCAGCAGCGGCACCGCCACUGUCACCACCAACCCCUCCGCCCAAAACCCCAAGUCCUCCACCGCCGCCGACCCUUCCAACCCAUCUGCCGAUGGCGCCACCAUCGAAGUCAUCCGACGGCCCAGAGGCCGUCCACCUGGCUCCAAAAACAAGCCCAAACCUCCUGUCAUCAUCACCCGAGACUCAGAGCCCCCUAUGAGCCCCUACAUUCUCGAAGUCCCGGGAGGAAGCGACAUCGUCGAGGCCGUCUCCCGCUUCUGCUGCCGCAAAAAUAUCGGCCUCUGCAUUCUCACCGGCUCCGGAACAGUUGCUAACGUCACUCUCCGUCAACCGUCAACUACACCCGGAGCUACCGUUACUUUUCAUGGCCGCUUCGACAUCCUGUCAAUCUCCGCCACCUUCCUCCCCCAAACCACGCCGUCCUGCCCCGUCUCCGUCCCCAGUGGCUUUACCAUCUCCCUCGCCGGCCCGCAAGGCCAGAUCGUCGGCGGCUUAGUGGCCGGGGCCCUCGUGGCGGCUGGGACUGUGUACGUCAUCGCCGCGUCGUUUAACAACCCGUCUUAUCAUCGGCUUCCCGGGGAAGACGAGGCGGUUAGGAACUCGGGUUCGGGCGAUGCCCACUCGCCGCCGUUGUCUGGGGGUGUGGAGAGUGGGGGGCACGCGCCGCCGUCAUCGCAGUCAUGUGGGAUGUCCAUGUAUAGCUGCCACUUGCCUACUGAUGUCCUCUGGGCUCCAACUGCAAGGCAACCACCACCUCCACCGCCUUACUGA
Prunus armeniaca (apricot) is the source of this 930-nucleotide messenger RNA. NCBI's taxonomy places the organism in Eukaryota, Viridiplantae, Streptophyta, Magnoliopsida, Rosales, Rosaceae. The record is from the annotation of a GenBank genome assembly.